This is a messenger RNA of Metarhizium brunneum ARSEF 3297, 309 nucleotides long. RefSeq lists its product as uncharacterized. Lineage: Eukaryota; Fungi; Ascomycota; Sordariomycetes; Hypocreales; Clavicipitaceae. The record is from RefSeq and is a predicted model, not a curated record.
AUGCACGCCUCCAUCGUAGCCAUCGCACUCGCCCUCCUCAAGGGCACCAUGGCCGGAUACGCCGAGGUCUGUCUGAACAAGGCCCACGGCUGUAUCGACUACCGCGUCACCAAGGAUUGCUGCGCCGCAGUAGGCGGCCAGCAGCACUUCGAGGAGGGCUCGCACAUCUGCAUAUCGAAUAAUCUCUGCGGCGGCAACGGCGUCAACAUCGGGGCCAUGGUGAACUGCUGCGAGGCCCGGGGUGCCGGUAGCAGGGAGCUCCCCUACGACGGAUUCUGCAGCGUCACCGACGUUCCGCCGAGGUGCUGA